AAGGUUAAACAUCAGAAGGAAGCUAACCGUAUCGCCCAAGAGGCUCGCGAAAGCUCUUGCAGCCCAGUUUGCAUUUAGGACAGGCAGUGCUUGAGAAAGACUGCGCUGUACCUCGUUAUAUAUUUCAUCAGAUUGUUAUAUAUCUUAAGUAUUAGAGUUCGCGGAGAACCGUCGUUGUUUAUGUUAGCUGUUUAGAUUAGAGUUUAGCUUUGGGAUGUUAUAAGAUGGAAAUGGAAAGGAAACGUAUAGCCGCUCGCAAGAAACCUAAUUCUUUACAGUAUCAGUCUUCCGAUUACUCUCGCGAUUUUAAACUUCUAUUUUACAAUAGAUACAGCGUAACUUUUAGCUAACGAAAUUAAGAAAUUCGAAAAAUGCGUGCAAAGUUAUUGUCACGAUUUAUUGAAUUUAAAGAUUCAUUGAAUUUAUUUAUUACAAUUGAAUUUUUAAUUUGCUAAACGUGUUACAAGAUAAAUCAUUAUUUUAAACAAGUUUUAAUGAAAUUUUUUAAUUAUCAGGGUUCAGCCUCAGAGAGAUUUGUGUGUGUGGCGAAAUCAAGUUAUGGGCAAUUGCAAUUGGUAGCAUGUACAGGACACACACUCAUUGAGGGGUAAAUCUGCCACCUGUACCUGUAUCAAAUCUUUUUCAGUAUAUCACACUGUUUCAUCAUGUUCGAUGCCUUUAUCGUUAUCGUGUUUUGCAACUAAAUUAUUGAAAACCCCAAUUAGUCAAAGGCCUGGAACCGCUGUUUUCCGUUUCUGAUUCUGGAACAUUUCCAAGAAUUUUUUAUUUGAACUCGUUUUGAACUCGAGGCACAAAUUUCAAUGGCGGGAUAGUGAUGUUUAUCGUACUUUGUUCGUUGCGUUUUUGAAGCACUAAAUUCUAGAAAUUGGAAAUGGAAGAAAGACUGCUGGCAGCUUUUUCUUCAGAUCUUAAAGUAUCAGACGAGAAGAAUGACACUUCGGCACCACAUCCUCGGCUUGGUCAGUACAAGUCUAAGACAUCUGGUACUGAUGGCCAAGAAUACAGACGUAUACAAAUGAUGGAAAGGCAGAAGAGGAGACGGUUUGAUGCUUUAAACUACUCAAGAAAGCUUGUUGAUGGGAAGCUUACUGCAGAUGAACUUGAUGUUUCAAUGGAUGUUGUUGGAGAAGAGAAGGAAACAGAGAAAAGAUUCAAUCCUUUUAAAAAUCAGCUCAUGUUAUCAGAAUGGCUUGUGGAAGUGCCCCCUGAUUUGGAAGAGGAGUGGCUGAUGACAGUUUGUCCAGUUGGAAAAAGAUGCCUUAUCGUUGCAAAUAGGGGCACUACAUCAGUUUACACGAAGAGUGGAUUCUGCAUUAACAGAUUCCCAUCACUUCUUCCAGGUGGAUCUCGGAAAACAGUUAAACCAGGAGAAUACAGUAUAUUGGAUUGUGUAUAUAAUGAAGGAGAACGGACUUUUUAUGUUAUCGAUUUGACCUGUUGGAAAGGACAUCCAGUGUAUGAUAGCGAGACCGAAUUUCGAUUUUACUGGCUCAAGACGAAGUUUGAAGAUGAGAAAGAACUAUCAACAAGGUCCCGUGUGAAUCCGUAUAUCUUCAAGCCCGCACCGUGCUGCAGUUGCAAAAUCAGCGAUAUUCAGCAGGCUGUUGCCUUCUCUUAUUCCUUCAAGAUCGAUGGACUUCUUUUCUAUCAUAAAAGAACUCAUUAUACACCAGGUCGAACUCCCUUAGUAGGGUGGCUGAAGCCUUCCAUGCUACCAGAUGUGCUUGGUAUCCGGGUUCCAACUUUUAUAACAGACAGUGUGCCUAUAGUCAAUAAACUGUCUUUUAUGAAAUCAACCGCCAGUGCAUUGCCAUUGAGCGAAGCACUCUCUGUCAGUAACGGUAAAACACGGAAUGAUGUCUCUGAUCAGCUGGAUAUGGAGUAGCUAGAUAGGUCUGUUUUCACAUCAGCGGAAGCUGGCUGGCGUGUGCAAGAUUAUGGACCCGAUCGACCAUUUUGUGCUGUAAAGUUUACCAGUGUACAGGUGGUGAUGUUGCUUUUGAAGCUAUCUGAUGUUCUGUAACUUAUAAAAAGUUUCUAUAAAAGGGAUGUAUGCCACCUUGCAAAGAUUUCAAAGAAAGAAGUUUCAAAGGAUUCCCAAAAGGUAUCUCUUGAGACUGUGCGGUACCCUCGAAAUGAAAAGAGACAAAUACGAUACCAAUAUAAAGUAUGCUCAAGCGACUUUUCGUGUUGUUUCAUACAAGAGGAAAUUGGAAGCAAAAAUUGAUUUCCUAUGUUUUCCUAUAUUGCCUAGCGAUAAAAUUUUUGCUGAUUAGUUCAAUCCAUUUGCAAUUCUCUUCUUAUUUUUCUCGCUGACCUUAAGAAAUUCAUGUUGAUACCCAAUACCUGAUUGAUAAUACCUAUGAAAAAUCACUUAUUCUUGCAAUUUUUGCAUAGCUGUCCGAAAGCUAUUUGAAAGCUUUAUUUAAGAAGCUGUCCGCAGGAACCCAAAAUAGGACCGCACCAAAAAAUCAUAAGAUAGUUCAUGUUUCUACGGUCGUGUUUUCCCCAUAAUGAACCUUCAGUAGACAGACAGCGCUGUAUUCUAACAACAUUGUGAAUAUUAUUUAAGUAUCUGUGAUUAUUCAACAUUGUGAACAUUCCGUAAAAUCCGCUCCUUUAAAUAUCAGUUGCCUAACUAAAAACUGUAAGUGAGUUACCUACGGUUCGGGAGAAUACAUUUGAUUUGCUAACCUCGUUUUGGUAACUACCUCGUUUUCUUCGCUGCUGCCUGUCCAGUAUCCCUCAGCUCCCCACGCCUGCAAAAGCAGAUUUUUGGCUCUUCAAUUAUUUUAACAGAAUACCUAGUUGAUACCUGAGCUAAAAGUUUUGUUUACACACAAAAGAUAAUGACGAGACAAAAAAAUUCGUUUGAUGGCCUGCUUUUAAGCAUCAUCCCACUAAGUCAGAUGGAUGAUGCUUAAAAGCAGUCAACAUAAUUCAACAUUAUUAAACAAGAGUCAUUCAUUUCUCAACAGAAACUUUGCUUUUAGCUCCCUUAGUAGCUUUUGUCUAAAUUGCAUUAAUCAAUCCUUUUGAUUAAAAUCGGCUUUGCUUUCAAACUGGCUAACAAGUAUCCCACUAUGCAUAUGAAAUUUAAGUUCGUAGAUUUAGAUUAAGCAGUUGAAUUUCACUUUUUGACGUCAUCAAUUCAAGCUGUGUUGGUACCCGUAGUCUUGCUAGCCAUAUUGUGGUGUAUGUUUAAAUCGUAUACUUUAUAUGCUUUAGAGAUGUUGUGAGACGAAAAUGUAAAGAUAAAAGUUAGUUAAAAAAGAAUUUUACAGUUUUAGUUUCUGACCGCAGGACAUAAAAUUAUGUAGUUAUGUUAAAAUCACAUUGAUUUGUUAAAUUAUUAUAGAAAUGGUAUUUAUCUGUAUUUUUUUAAAAUAAAAGGUUAAAAAUGUCA
Messenger RNA from Rhopilema esculentum, 3427 nucleotides. RefSeq names its product snurportin-1. Gene Ontology annotation, molecular function: protein binding; nuclear import signal receptor activity. Gene Ontology annotation, biological process: snRNA import into nucleus; protein import into nucleus. The record is from RefSeq and is a predicted model, not a curated record. Gene Ontology annotation, cellular component: nucleus; cytoplasm. NCBI's taxonomy places the organism in Eukaryota, Metazoa, Cnidaria, Scyphozoa, Rhizostomeae, Rhizostomatidae.